AUGGCUUGUGGUCAACCACGUGAGAUACUACUGGGUCAUGGAUCUCCUCCAGUCGAGACCGGAGUUCUUGUCUUCAGGGCUACGUCAAGUCAGAAAGAGAUCGAAGCACUUGACGACCAGAAGGUAGAAGCGGGUACUCUCCCCUAUCAAGGUCAAGGGGCCGCUGUGGCAGUUGAGAGCGGCGCUGUAUUGAGCAUGUUGCUUGGCCUGCUGUUUUCUGAGCCACUUUUCAAGGGCAAAUCCACAAAGUUGAUCCCAGAGGUUCCGAGCCUCUAUGGCAAAUCUCGGACUACGAUCAAUGUGCAAGGAGCUACAGCGAACCGGUUCUGGCAGCAUCCGUAG
Molecule: messenger RNA, 342 nt
Organism: Fonsecaea multimorphosa CBS 102226
Lineage: Eukaryota; Fungi; Ascomycota; Eurotiomycetes; Chaetothyriales; Herpotrichiellaceae
Exons: 2
Coding region: 1-342 (113 amino acids)
Source: RefSeq, a predicted model, not a curated record